UGGGCAUACAUAGGUACCUCAAUUUCGACACUUCGAAGGAUGGAGUGGUGAUGGAAGCGUGGGAUAUGCAUUUAGACACUGUAUGCAAUUAAACCAGUAUCGAAGCCCCUGUUCCUGCACCAUUCAGCCGGGACAGCCCUGGGUCUUCGCCCCACUUCCCCAGUUUCCCGUCCCUUGCUUCUAGAGCUCCAGCUGUCAGCAGCGGUCUGGACCACGACAUCCCAACCCAAACAACCAUCGCAGCUGGGUUGCUUGAACGCCAUCACUAUCCUCGUCGCACCAUGUGCCCCAGUUAGCAGAAGAAUCCUCCUAUAUUACAAUCAGAGAGCACACCAAACCUCUUGGAUACCCUCGCCCGUAUUCUUGUGGCACCAUGGCGUCCGCUCUCCACGAAGUCACGCCCUUCUUGGUGAUACUGAUACUGAUUGCUACCCUUGGGCCCCUCCAGUUUGGCUUUCACUUGGCUGAGCUCAACGCACCUGAAGAUGUUAUCACCUGCCAAAAGAAAAGCAUUUCGGCGCUUCAGCAGCUGGCCUCUCUUGUUAUUACCAAGAGUAGCUCAUCCGACGAUGUUGUGGACUGUAUUCCCAUGAGCCGUUCCGACUUUGCCGCCAUCUCGGCCGUCUUCACCGUCGGCGGCCUUCUCGGCGCCCUCACUUCCGGCCCUUUUACGUCGGCACGCGGGCGCAAGCUCCCCAUGCAAUUGACGGCCGCCUUUUACUUGCUUGGAUCCAUCGUCGAAACCUCUGCAGGCUCUGUUCCCACCAUGAUCAUUGGUCGUUUUCUCACGGGUGUUGGGGCCGGUGCCAGCACUGUCAUCGUUCCCUUGUACAUCAGUGAAGUGGCACCACCAACACAGAGAGGUUUCUUUGGCGCCUUCACCCAAAUCAGCAUCAACGUCGGUAUUUUGUUCACUCAAACUCUGGGCUUCUUCCUGAGUUAUGGAAGUGCUUGGCGAUGGAUUAUGGGCACCGGCGUUAUCAUUGCUCUUGCUCAAGGUCUUGGUUUGGCUCUUCUCCCCGAAAGCCCAGCUUGGACUGCUAGUGCCAAGGGCGACGUCACCCACGCUCGGCGUGUUCUGCAGCGCAUUCGCGGCAGGGUUAGCAACAUUGAUGAGGAAGUGGAAAGUUGGGGCCAAGGGGCCAGCAAGCCAACUAGUGAGGAGGAAGCGCUGCUUGUCAGCAAUGAAAGCACCUCGGCAGACGCCUCUGGACUCUUGACGCCAUCAGCUGGUGCCCAGCACUCCCCUCGGGUACAUCUUGGGUUUCUACAAGUCCUUCGUGAUCCCUUCACCAGGCCCGCCAUCAUUGCGGUUGUAGGUAUCAUGUUCGCCCAGCAACUGUGCGGCAUCAACUCCAUCAUCAUGUACUCCGUUUCGCUGCUCAAGGACCUUCUCCCCAUCAGCUCCGCUUUGCUCACCAUCGUCAUCUCCAUCAUCAACCUCGGCGUAACUAUGGCUGCUUCUCCUCUUCCCGAUCGUUUUGGACGCAAGACCUGCCUGCUGACUUCCAUUAUGGGACAAGGUACUAGCUCUUUAGCCCUGGCUCUUGCGAUCCAUUUCGACGUCAAGAUCUUGUCUGCCAUUGCCGUCUUAUUUUUUGUGGCCUUCUUCGCUGUCGGCCUAGGCCCAGUCCCGUUCAUCAUGGCCUCUGAGCUCGUGGGCCCGGAGGCUGUGGGGGCGACGCAAAGCUGGGCUCUGGGUGCAAGCUACGUGGCUACCUUCCUCGUGGCGUACUUGUUCCCCAUUGUCAACGCUGCGUUGAACGAUGCGUUUGGUGGUGCCGGUUGGGUGUACUUUAUCUUUGCAGGAUUUGCCCUUCUAUGGGCCGCAUUUGUGAGCGGCCGUGUUCCCGAAACUCGCGGGCGGAAGGAUGCAGACGAAGUCUGGGGCCGUACGAGAAGGGUCGACUGAUUGGAUAUAGCAAUGGACCAUAGGUAUAGGUAUGGCAAGCAAGUUGGGAGUUUGGAGUCUGGGCAUUUAGUUUGCUUUAUAUCUGCAAUUUUCCUUUUUUCCCCCGCUACCUAGACUAACAUUUGAACAACUUUGUUACGAUCUUUGGAACAUGCGCUUGUUGCGGACCAUUUGUUCAAGCAAGCCAACCCCAGCCUUGACACCAUCGAUGACAAGCAACUUCUUUCCAGCCUCUUCACCACGCCCUUCAGUGGCAACUGACCUGAUGAUGUCCUCCAGACCAGCCAUUCCCGCGCAACCCAUGACUACAGCCUGCACGCCACGGUCCAGCAGUCUCUUCGUAGCUUCGCAUAGCUUUUGUCGAACCACGACAGGAUCAACGCCACCGUGGAAAUCCCCAGCAUUCAGACCAGUGGUCUCGACACCGGCAAAUCUGCUGUUGCUGUUUUCACUUCCAACGAAGUGGUGCACGCCGUCAGACAGGUGCUUCUCCCAGAACUUCCCGGUCGUGACGAUGCCCCAAUUGUCUUGGUAGGGCAGCAGUGACAGCGACGUUACGAUGCUCGCUUCAAAAAUGCCCGUCACAGCAAGAUGGGGCCAGUUUUCCUGGAUGAAAUGGACCAGAGGGUGCACGGAAUAGCAAGCAACCAGUACGGCAUCAUAUUCCUUGAGGAUGCCCGUCUCUUGGAGGUUGCGCAGAACAACGUCUGCGCUCUGCUGCACGUCAUCACCGUCGUUGAUGGAUGCUGGAGAUGCUGGUGGUGCUGUGUAGGUGUAAAUCUCGGUCGACUGGUUCUGCACUGUUAGAGAUUUGGGCACGCGGUAUACUCCAUGAACAUAGGUCAAGUGACAUGCACAUACCAAAGGUAGAUUUAUACCCCGGAUGGCCUCCUCAACCCCAUUGGUCAUGGAUGCAGAGGAGUUGGGGUUCAAGAUCAGGAUCUUGGUGGUGCGUCUAACAAAAGCGGUUGACAUGGUGGCUGUGGUAUCGUAAUCUCUAGAUAUAUCGAGAUGGUU
This is a messenger RNA of Podospora pseudopauciseta, 2929 nucleotides long. RefSeq names its product Bifunctional purine biosynthesis protein PurH (gene HGT20). Gene Ontology annotation, biological process: monosaccharide transmembrane transport. The coding region runs from base 374 to 1912 and encodes 512 amino acids. Gene Ontology annotation, molecular function: hexose transmembrane transporter activity. Gene Ontology annotation, cellular component: membrane. NCBI's taxonomy places the organism in Eukaryota, Fungi, Ascomycota, Sordariomycetes, Sordariales, Podosporaceae. The record is from RefSeq and is a predicted model, not a curated record. The transcript has 2 exons.